Quercus robur (English oak) is the source of this 2614-nucleotide messenger RNA. RefSeq names its product fatty acyl-CoA reductase 3-like. NCBI's taxonomy places the organism in Eukaryota, Viridiplantae, Streptophyta, Magnoliopsida, Fagales, Fagaceae. The record is from RefSeq and is a predicted model, not a curated record. The coding region runs from base 1112 to 2353 and encodes 413 amino acids. Gene Ontology annotation, cellular component: intracellular membrane-bounded organelle. The transcript has 9 exons. Gene Ontology annotation, biological process: suberin biosynthetic process; long-chain fatty-acyl-CoA metabolic process. Gene Ontology annotation, molecular function: alcohol-forming very long-chain fatty acyl-CoA reductase (NADP+) activity.
CAAAGCUCAUCACUGAUCAGUGACGUAAGUCUUUAUUACAUUGUCUCAUAGUCUCAACCACGCUCAGGCUUCUCUCUAUCUCCUCCAAAUCCAUAUACAGUUCUCUUAGAAAAUCCAGCUCUAUAUCACCCUAUUCAUUUACUCACUUAGAAACCCAUCUCUGUAAUCCCACAAGCUCUCCUAUCUCUGCAAACCCAUCUGGGUCUCCUCUAAACCAAUUCAAUUCUAUAAAUCUAGCAAAAAUUCUAGAUGGGUAUUCGUUUUCUCACCAUUUUGAUCGAAAUUUCAGUUCUUUCAGCUCCAAGAUUGGUUUUUGUAAGGUUUCUUCAUCUGGGUAUUGGGUUAAUUAUGCAAAUUUAAGGACUUGUGAAAGAAAUGGAAGUGGGGUUUUAAGGGGUCAGGGUUUUGUGAGUGGAUUGAGGAGUUUUAGUAGUGAAUCGGACAGGGAUCCAUAGGGUAUGAUGUUGUUAUUGUUGGGGCAGGACCGACGGGGUUAUUGGCGAAGAUAAGUUGAAGCAAAUGUGCACUGAAAAGGGGGUUGAUUUAUUAGUGUGUGUUGUUGAGAAAGGUGUUGAAGUGGGUAUGUUUCUCAUAUCAUGGUUCCCACAUCCAAAGAUUCGAACGGUCUGACCGAUCUUCGUUUUCUCGAAUCAAGAUCUCUCUCUUUCAGCUUUUUCUUUGGGAUCUGGCUUUGAUCUGGAUUUAGAGAAUGAGAUGGUCUGAUCGGUGGCGAUGGUGGUAAUUGGUGGUCUGAUCGUUUGCUCUUGUUCUGGGUUUAUUUGGUUGGGUUUGACUUGCUCUUAAUCGAUGGUGGUGGUGGGUUUGAUCGUGAGAACUUGAAGUUUGCUUGGUUGCUCUUAAUCAACUUGCUCUUAUUAUGGGUUCGACCUGCACUGUUGGUUUAUUUUAUUUAUUUCUUUGUUUUUCUGGAGAUUAGAUUUGAUUGCUAGAUUUGGAUUUGGGGUUUGCCAGAGAUUGGUUUGGUGCUUGCAAGUUACAACAAUACCCAGACAUUCCUCCUUGCUUUUGAUGGUUGUCUUUUUUGAGGUUGCUAACUUGCUAUUAGAGAUAUAUGUAAAUGCUGUAGCAACCCGCAGGAAUUCCAUAGCUCAUGGAGGUUAGAGAGUUUGAGAGAGGAUAUGACGUUGCAUUGGGCAUCAAUACAUUUGGAGCUUUGCAUGUUUUGAGCUUUGCAAAGAAAUGUAUUAAAUUGAAGGUCCUUCUCCAUGUAUCAACUGCUUAUGUGUGUGGCGAGAAGGGCGGGUACAUACUAGAGAGCCCAAUUUACAAGGGAGACAGGCUAAAGGGAACUUCAAGAUUAGAUAUCAAUGUCGAAAAAGAACUUGUGGAGGAAUACCUAGAUAGAUUAAGAGUACAAGGUGCCACGAAUGAAGAAAUCACAUCAACCAUGAAGGAUUUUGGCACCAAAAGGGCAAAACUAUAUGGAUGGCCAAACACCUACGUGUAUACGAAGGCAUUGGGGGAAAUGCUUUUAGGAAACUAUAAUAAGAAUUUGCCCUUAGUUAUCAUACGCCCCACUAUGAUAACCAGUACAUAUAAAGAGCCAUUUUCAGGUUGGAUUGAAGGCGCGAGGAAUUUGCAGGAUUUCAAUCUGUCUCAAAAAAUUGGUAUAAUUCCUCAAAUACACUCUACUUCACAUGGAUUUUCACCUACAAAGCCGAAGACUCGUGCUAGAUGGGUGAGAAAAGAUUCUCUAAGAACCGUUGAUGGUGUAAUUGCUGCCUACGGUAAAGGGAAAUUGAAAUGCUUUCUUGGCCAUCCUAAGACAAUCAUGGAUGUUAUACCAGCAGAUAUGGUGGUAAAUUCUAUGAUUAUGGCCAUGGUAGCUCAUGCAAAUAAGUCUUCUCAGAUCAUCUUCCAUGUGGGUUCUUCAAUGAGAAAUCCGAUGAAACUCUCUAGUCUUUCAGAUUUAAGCUCUCUGUACUUCACUCAAAAUCCAUGGAUUGAUAGAAAUGGAAAGUCAAUCAAAGUCAGCAAGAUGAUAGUCUUUAGCAAUAUUGAUAUGUUUCAAGCAUACAUGGCUAUUCGAUAUAAACUGCCGUUGAAGGUGUUAUGGUUAGCAAAUCUGGUGCUUUUCCAGUAUUAUCGGGAAAUAUAUAUUAAUCUUAACCGGAAGGUCAAAGUAGUGAUGCGAUUGGUUGACCUCUACAAACCAUAUGUAUUUUUUACUGGUUGCUUUGAUGACUCCAACACAGAAAAGCUGCGAGUGACAAUUAGAGAGAACGAUGUCGACAUGCAUUUGUUUAACUUUGAUCCAAAGUGCAUUGACUGGGGAGACUACAUUAUGAACACUCAUAUUCCUGGCCUGAUAAAGUACUCAAUGAAACGAUAACUUUGAGGGAUUGUUUAUUUUUAUUUCGAAAAAUGUUGUGGUUUAAUUUGGAAUUUUCUAUCAUCAAUAAGGCAAUUGCAACCUACCUAGCUAGUUGCCAUUUUGUUUAGAAUUUUACUUGGAGUGAAUUAGUGUUCAGAAAUUAAAUAUGCAAGUAAAUGAAUUGAUGUGAGGAGCUAAAUAAAUGUAUGUUACGAAUAAAUGAAGUGUGAAAAGGGAGUUAAAGGGUUGUAUUUGGAGUAUACAUACCCCUUGCAUUUA